Molecule: messenger RNA, 738 nt
Organism: Impatiens glandulifera
Lineage: Eukaryota; Viridiplantae; Streptophyta; Magnoliopsida; Ericales; Balsaminaceae
Product: heat shock 22 kDa protein, mitochondrial
Exons: 2
Coding region: 88-726 (212 amino acids)
Source: RefSeq, a predicted model, not a curated record
GGUGUAACAAAACAAACAAACAAACUACUUCUUCAGACUGCAUACACAUAUAACUUGCUCUCCCUCCCUCCAACCAAGCUCUCAUUAAUGGCUUCUUCCAUUGCUCUGAAAAAGCUCCUCUCCUCCUCCUCCUCCAACCUCGUCCCCUCCUCUCUCCGUUCAAUCCGCGCCGUAGUAUAUCCGGCUACAUCGCGUCUCUUCAACACCAACGCCCUCCGUCAAUUCGAAGAAGGCGACGACCGCCGCGUCGACGAUGUUGAUCGCCGUUCUGCUAACCGCUCUCCCUUCCGUCGCGCUGACUUGCUCUCAGAUGUAUUCGAUCCGUUCUCGUCUUCCACAAGAAGCCUGAGCCAGAUUCUGAACGCGAUGGAUCAUAUGAUGGACCUUCCAUUUGGCGGUGGUAGUCGGGGGGGAAUUCGUCGAGGGUGGGACGCAAAGGAAACAGAGGAUGGACUGUAUCUUCGGAUGGACAUGCCCGGCCUGGGAAAAGAGGAUGUGAAGAUCUCAGUGGAGCAGAACACUCUUGUGGUGAGAGGAGAAGGGGAGAAGGAAGUGGAAGAUGAUGAAAACAGCAGAAGCAGGUUCAGCAGCAGAGUAGACAUUCCGGAUAAGUUCUUCAAGCUAGACCAGAUUAAAGCUGAGAUGAAAAAUGGCGUUUUGAAGGUUAUGAUUCCGAGAGUGAAGGAAGAAGAGAGGAAGGAUGUGAUCAAUGUUAACGUGGAGUGAGUAGUAAAGUAU